AUGACGACGCCCGUCGAACCCGCCACCCGCAAGAGGGUUCUCAAAGUCAUUUUCUUUUCUUUGUUGCUUGAUUUGAUCUCAUUUACUUUUAUUCUCCCAUUAUUCCCAAAGCUACUCGAAUUCUACCGCAACGUAGAAGCUCCCCUCGAUCCUUCGGCACCACCAUCCAAGACCCUUCUCUCCAGUGUCUUGGGCUACCUUAACACUUACAAAGCUUCCUUUGCGCGACCAAUUGACUCGCGAUAUGACAUUGUUCUGCUCGGCGGUGCCUUGGGGAGUCUCUUUUCCCUCCUCCAAGCCAUCGCCUCCCCCAUAAUCGGCCACUUCUCCGAUCGCUAUGGCCGCCGCACCGCCCUUCUUCUCAGCAUGACAGGCAACAUCCUCUCGGUGCUCCUCUGGGUCAUGGCCACCGACUUCCGCACCUUCCUCGCCUCGCGCAUCGUCGGCGGUCUCUCCGAGGGCAACGUUCAGCUGGCCACGGCCAUCGCAACCGACAUCUCGGACCCUUCAAAGCGCGGCUCGACCAUGGCCCUCAUCGGAGCCUGCUUCUCUAUCGCCUUCACCUUCGGUCCUGCCCUGGGCGCAUGGCUGAGCACUUUCAGUACCGUGGCCGCCAACCCCUUCGCGACAGCCGCCGGCGUGUCUCUGACUUUGAUCGUCGUCGAGACGAUAUACCUCUACUUCUGUCUGCCUGAGACACUCCCUGCUCUGACGCACAAGACUCAACCUACCGGCGCUCAAGUCAACGAUACCGAGACCGAGGCCGAGAAGAAACCAGCAACUGCAACCACCCCCGCGGCCGUCCACCGCACAAACUCCCACUUCCUCCUCAACCUCACCCACCUCUCCUUUCUCCUCUUCUUCUCCGGCAUGGAAUUCUCCCUCCCCUUCAUGACCUACGACCUCUUCGCCUACGACUCCUCCAAGAACGGCCGUCUGCUCGGUUUCGUCGGCCUGAUCGCCUCUCUUCUCCAAGGCGGCGUCACCCGUCGCCUACCUCCCUUGCUCUCCGUUCGCAUCGGCGUGGUAGCAUGCUUGCUAGCGUUCAUCAUGCUUGGCCGUAUCACCUCCGUUUCUGGGCUCUACGGCGCUGCUACGUUAUUGGCAACGACAUCAGCGACGGUCGUCACGGGGUUGAAUGCCUUGAGCAGCUUUGAGUCGCAUGAGGGCGAAAGGGGUGGGAAGUUGGGCAUGCUGAGGAGUUGGGGACAGCUGGGGAGGGGAUUGGGCCCGGUGUUGUUUACGAGUGUUUAUUGGUGGGCGGGGAGAGAGGUUGCAUAUGGGAUUGGUGCGUUGGGGAUGAGUUGGGUGACGUUGUUGGUGUUGUAUACAUUGAAGACGCCGCCGGGGAGUGAGAGUGUGAAGGCGGCGAAGGCGGAGGUGGCGGACGAGAAGAAGGAGUUGUAA
Molecule: messenger RNA, 1407 nt
Organism: Sordaria macrospora k-hell
Lineage: Eukaryota; Fungi; Ascomycota; Sordariomycetes; Sordariales; Sordariaceae
Biological process (GO): transmembrane transport
Cellular component (GO): brush border membrane
Molecular function (GO): transmembrane transporter activity
Source: RefSeq, a predicted model, not a curated record